GUUCAGCACAACCACAACCUAGUGCUUCUUCUCCGAGUGAGGCAGAAAUCCGAUGGGCUGGCGAGGAAUCAGCGAGGCGAUUAUCGGGCUCGCGAGCCGCGACUGCAGAUGUCAAAGCACACUAUCGCUGGAUGGCACAAAACUUGUUGCAGGAGCAUCAAAGAGAACAAAGACGAAAAAGUUCUUCAGAAGCCGGCCACGACGACAAGCACGACAAGCAAGAACCGAUCAGAGAUCUUUCGCCUCGCGGGUGGUCGAGGCUCCGCAAACGUGAAAAAGAGGUCCACAAGAUGUUGA
Molecule: messenger RNA, 297 nt
Organism: Amoebophrya sp. A25
Lineage: Eukaryota; Dinophyceae; Syndiniales; Amoebophryaceae
Source: the annotation of a GenBank genome assembly